ACGGAGGACAACUGCGUUUUGUCGCUGCAACUUCUUAUCUGUAUUUUAAGUAUCCCUCCCUUGUUGUAUAUGACCACUUCCUGAUUCAUCGCUCUGAAACUGUGUCGGGGAAACGAUACACAAAUUGAGAUAGACCAACCCCCUUUGGACAUACUCCCCACAUAGGCUAUUCCCCACUGCAUCGCUGGACUAGACAAUGUGACCCUGUACCGCACAGUUCACCCGCCUGUGCUAGUUGAAAACACCCGGAGCUACGGACCGAGGUGUCGGUGUUAUCACGGGACUAGGUGGGACAACAGCGUUUCGACGGGGCAUUAAUCUGCCUGCCAGUACAGAGCCCGUCCAGCUGGCUGCCGCCUGCCCUACAGCGACGGGAGAGGUGCCAGCUGAGCUGUGCUCCAGCGAGCCAUGCGACAGUGGUGUGUCACGGCUGCGACCCCACGCACUGAACCACUCCCCACAGGGCGCCUCUCACCAGCACCCCCCUUAACAGAUGACAGGAUGGAGUGCGGUGCGGUGGAGCCCCGCUACACCAUUGAACAGAUAGACCUCCUGCAGCGCCUGCGCUUAUCCGGCAUGACCAAGCCCCAGAUCAUCCACGCCCUGGAGUCACUGGAGCGCCUGGACCCGGAGCACCGCCCACCCCACUGUGACCCCCCACCCAACGGCACUCCUCUGACCUCCAUCACCGCCACAGCCACCGCCGCCACCACUCCAGCCCCGAACCCGGCCCCGGCCCCCACCGCCACCUCUGCCCCCCAGGCCCAGGCUCCAUCCUCCUCUUCGUCCUCCUCCUCCUCCUCGCUAUCGCUCGCCUCCGCCACCACACAGACCUCGGGCCUGGACGGGCCCUCGCUGUCACCAAGCAACAGCUAUGAGGCCUCGCCCCCGCCCCUCUACACCGCCAGUGCCGGGGCGCCCAGGUCGUUCAGCUACGACAUGCUCGGGGAGGAGGAGUGGGACCUGGAGGAGAAGGUGGAGGAGUACAUGAGGAGGGACAGCAACCUCGUGAAAGAAGAGAUCAAAGCCUUCCUGAACAAUCGCAGGAUUUCUCAGGCAAUUGUGGGCCAAGUCACAGGCAUCAGUCAGAGCUACAUCUCCCAGUGGCUGCUGCAGCAGGGGCUGGAGAUGAGUGACUCCAAGCGCCGAGCCUUCUACCGCUGGUAUCUGCUGGAGCGGAACAACCCAGGGCUGAGGUGGAGUGAAAGCCAGCACGGCCAGGGUCCCGUACCCAGGGCCAGGGGAGGGGACAGAGACGGGCCGGCCACGGGGCUGAGCGCCGCUGGCCUGGCCGCCAACAUCCUCCCAAACCCCAACACCAACCUGCACCCCAACCCCGCCUGGGCCCGGCAGAGGGAGCUGCUGAUGCACCUGCUGCCCUGGUACACUGCUGCGGCCGCGGCGGCCCAGGCCCAGCCAGGUGCCACUCUGUCGAUGCGGUCUUUUGUGAAGGAGGAGCCCGAUUGGAGGACAGGGAUCCUGAGUGGCGAGAGGGGCGGGUUAGUGGGCGGGCCUUUGAGGCUGCGCAGAGGUAGCCGGUUCACCUGGAGGAAAGAGUGCCAAUCAAUCAUGGAGAGUUUCUUCGUAGAGAACCAGUAUCCUGACGAAGCGAAGCGAGAGGAGAUUGCCAAUGCAUGCAACUCUGUCAUCCAGAAACCAGGCUGCAAGCUGUCUGAGUUUGAGCGCGUGACAGCGUUGAAGGUGUACAACUGGUUCGCCAACCGCCGCAAGGAGAUGAAGAGGAGAGCCAACAUCGAGGCUGCUAUUCUGGAGAGCCACGGGAUCGAAGUGGCCAGCCCCAGCUGCCACUCCAACGGAGAGGAUGCCGAGGCGCAAGACUACAGCGAGCAUAUCCAGCAACGCUUCUCAGAGCAGGAAGAGUUGUCUUCCCAGAGAAAUGCCGAUCAACAAGACCCUACCUCAUUGGCUGCCGCUGAGGGCGCAUCACUUCCUAGCCCUGCCCCUCAGCUCCCAGAACAAAUGAAAGAUCAGGAAUCUAAAAUGGACACUGUGGACGAGGAGUGACCGAGCCCCUCCCCAAGGAGAGCUUGGUUUUCGGAAACAACAAACAAAAUAGGAAAAAAAAGCCCAAGUGUCUCUCCCUCUGCCCUCCUCUCCCUAUCAGUGGGGGCAGCCAGGGCUCGCUGACACUUGGGAAAACCAACAAGAGUAUGGGUGCUAAAGCUUGCUGUAGUGCCUCUAGUGGUGAGGAGGCCACUGUAAUCGUAUCAACAGUAAUCCUGCUUAUAUUAAUGGCAAUAUCUAUCUCUAUAUAUAUAUAGUGCAUUCCAAGACGGUCUUAACAAGCCUACGUUUCUUAGAGGGGGGGGGGGGGGG
This is a messenger RNA of Gadus chalcogrammus (walleye pollock), 2337 nucleotides long. RefSeq lists its product as uncharacterized. Gene Ontology annotation, biological process: positive regulation of DNA-templated transcription. The transcript has 11 exons. Gene Ontology annotation, molecular function: double-stranded telomeric DNA binding. Gene Ontology annotation, cellular component: nucleus. Lineage: Eukaryota; Metazoa; Chordata; Actinopteri; Gadiformes; Gadidae. The record is from RefSeq and is a predicted model, not a curated record. The coding region runs from base 409 to 2025 and encodes 538 amino acids.